AUGGCCGAUCAGGAUGUUUCCACCUCAGAGACCUUCUCCAGCGAGAGCCCCAUUGUUGAAGAUGUGAUUCCGCCCUUUUUCAACACCACUUUUUCAACACAUCGAGUAUCGCCGCUUUUCAUUGGGCCACAGUCUCUAGACCAGGCCCGACUUGAUCUACUCGCCCAUCGUUUGCGAGACACUCUUGUCGGAGAUGUUGUACGCGGAAUUCAAAUCGGACUGGAAUCUCUUGAAACGCCUGUUGGGCAGGUUGGCUCACUGCGCUACGUGAAGUUCCGCUGGUUCUCACCAUCGGACGUACUUGGUGACCGAGACGUUCUUGACGACGCUACGGAUCGCGCACGAGGCGAUGCUAGUGAUGGCUCAGACAAGGGUCUUUGGGUCGAGAUCCGACACGAAAAUGCGGCCUACGUCGCUCUCCUGCUACCUGGAUACACAACACUACCACCAAACUCAUCGGUGAAGCCCUCGGACUGGGCUAUGCGGCCUGGAAAGGUGGCCACGGACAACGCGCUCGAUGAGUCAAGAUUUCUUCAUCUACCCUUGCUUUUGCUGCGCAUGCCACAGCCGCUCAAGCACGUCAUCGGCGAUUGGCUCUCCACGACCUUCGAUUGCCGCGUGAGUAAGCUCUCACUGGGGACAAAAACACUUGUCAAUGUCUGGGAAGGUUGGAUUGAGACUAUGGGCUUGUCUAACAAGGGGCCCGACUUUGUGGUCACAUUGGCCUUCAACGCACCGCUUCGCGAUAGCGAGGGUACCUUGGGCUCCGAUUCUGAUUCGGAUGCAGAGGCGACGAUGGACCCAGGGCUGCGAAGCAUGAGCGUCGCGGUCCCGCCUCACGAGCUCCGCCGCUUUCUACGCACAGGCGAGCGGCUGCGGCCAGAGAAUAGCGGCACGCCCGCCUUGUGGGAAAAGGAUCCCCGUGAGCGGCGGCGUCUUGCUGGAGGUAACAUGGAUGACGGAUGGGCUUGGAGAACUGCCACCGGCACUGGGGACCAGCCAUUCACAGCAGCGCUGGGGCGAUACCUGCAGCACCACUUGGCCUUGAACAUGUUCCACCCCAGCGUACGAGUUACUCAGAUCUCCUGCGGCGGGUUUGUGCUCGCCCAGUCGCGGCUCAAAAUUCUCCGCCGCGGAGACUUGACUGAUGAUUUGUCUCGCGCAGCAUGGAUGUUUGCGACCCAGCUCGGUGGAAGGAUACGUGGAGAUGAGCUUCCGUCUGUUAUUCCGGCGGGUGUACCUUGA
This is a messenger RNA of Beauveria bassiana ARSEF 2860, 1245 nucleotides long. RefSeq lists its product as uncharacterized. The transcript has a single exon. NCBI's taxonomy places the organism in Eukaryota, Fungi, Ascomycota, Sordariomycetes, Hypocreales, Cordycipitaceae. The record is from RefSeq and is a predicted model, not a curated record. The coding region runs from base 1 to 1245 and encodes 414 amino acids.